AUGGCAACCGUUGAAAGUUUUCGGCAGCUCUUAAAACCACUAAUCUUCUACUCGAAGGGUGUAGGAGUAGAAAUAUGGACUGCUCCUGGAAAAUUUGUACCAGCAUCCUACUAUCUUUCAUUACAUGUGGCCAUUUACUUCUCCAGCACGGUAUUCACUUUGAUAAAGUAUAGCGAUGAUACGUUGCACAUGAUGAAGGCUCUAAUUACGCUGGGCACUUGUGUACAGCUCUACGUCAAGUUCAUCAUCGGACAUAAAAAGGCAAGUGAGCUCAAGUUGCUUAGCGAUAACAUUGAGCAGGCUAUCCUGCAGCGCUAUGAAGAUGGAAAAGCAGAGGAAAUUGCCGUACUGCAACGUACUGGCCGCAUACUUUGGUUUAUCUUUCGUUUCAUGCGCACAUCGGUUAGUAGCGCUGCAUUUGGAUUUUUUUUAUAUCCAGUUAUUGCUUACUAUACGACCGGGGAGCUGAUGCCUUUGUUCAUGAUCGAGCUUCCCUAUUACGGUUGGACAACUAUCAUGGGACUAGCGAUGAACAUGUUUUGUCAAGCGAAUAUACUGGUGAUUGGUACGAUGGGAGCUAUAAUGUCCGACUUUUUAUUCUUCAUGUACGCGAUCUUUCUAAAUACGAUUGAAGACAUUUUCGGAAUAACGUGUUUAGCACAAGUGCUUAUGGGAAUAUUCACGGUCUGUGAUGGAAUGUUACUGGUAGCUUUGACAUUUUGGUUUCCUACUUAUUGUUUUCUGGCGGUGAUGUUUAUCGAGCUUUCAAUUUACUUUGUGAUUGGACAUUUUGUAGAACUGAAGAUCGAUGAAAUGUACAACAGUAUCAUUUCGAUGCCGUGGUAUAAACUACCAGUGGAGGAACAGAAGGAAUUCGCCUUUCUGAUGUGCAGACAGCAACGUCCCAUGAUGUUGACAGCUUAUGGGCUUCUCACCAUGAACUUCGAGUCAUACAUGAGUGUAUUGAAGGGUCUGUAUCAAUUUUUUGUGAUGAUCAUGCAAUACGUUGAAUAA
Molecule: messenger RNA, 1014 nt
Organism: Anopheles merus
Lineage: Eukaryota; Metazoa; Arthropoda; Insecta; Diptera; Culicidae
Exons: 6
Coding region: 1-1014 (337 amino acids)
Biological process (GO): detection of chemical stimulus involved in sensory perception of smell; sensory perception of smell
Cellular component (GO): plasma membrane
Molecular function (GO): olfactory receptor activity; odorant binding
Source: RefSeq, a predicted model, not a curated record